AUGACAUGAACCCAUAAUUUUAAACUCAUAAUAACACUGCAUAUUUGGAACCUUCGGACUACAGGAAGCCGGUCGCUCGAAUCAGAAUGGAGGUGGAGGAGCUAACAGCGGUUAAUGUUCCUGUUGAUGACAUGGAACCCUUUCACUCCGUGGCACAUGCGCAGAACAUACUGAAAGGACUGGACGACUUCCGAAAGAUGGAUCACCUGACAGAUGUGACAGUGUGCGUCAGACGAAGGCAGUUCAAAUGUCACAAACUUAUCCUUGCCACUUCCUCACCCUACUUCAAUGCGAUGUUUCAGUCAGGGUUAAGGGAAAGCAUCGAAAACCGGGUCUUCAUCCGAAACCUUGAUGAGAAAACAGUUCAGACUGUGAUAGAGUAUAUCUACAGUGGAUCUGUGACGAUUAGUUGGGAUAACGUAGAAGAAGUGCUGGAGGCCGGGAAUCUGUUCCAAGUGGAGGCUCUGAAAGAUAGGUGUGUGCAGUUCCUCAAGCGGAAUCUAGAGCCCUCCAACUGCAUCGGGGUAUGGAGACUCGGAGAGAAGCUCAACUGUGGCAAUCUGGCAUCUGUGGCCAAAGACAUGAUCUUGUCUUCGUUCCCGCAAACUUGUCGUCACGCGGAGUUUCUUUCUUUAGAUUCCAGCGAACUUGUCGAGAUUCUCAAAGAUGACGAGUUGAGUGCACCCAGUGAAGAGGUUGUGUGUGAUGCCGUGUUAAGGUGGCUCCACAAAGACGAUUUCAGGAAGAAGUGUCUGGAUGAUGUUCUUGAGCACGUGAGGUUGCCGUUUGUAAGCCCGGAAUAUUUGCUGGAUACCUUUGAGAAUUCAAUAGCUCAACCAAAUGACAGGUGUAGGGUCAUCCUGGAGGAGGCCAAGCGGUACCAUAUGCUACCCACCAGGAGACAGUUUGUGGACAGUAUUAGAACCAAACCAAGGAGUAGCUUUGAUGUUGAGGAAACAGUUGUGUUUUUCUGCUCGAAAGCCUCUCCCUCCUCCCCAAAUCCAGGGAACAGACAAACCAACGAACUGAAAUGUUUCCAUUUACGAAAUAAAGAAUGGACGUCAUUGCCUACUUUCCCUAACCAUCCCAAUGCCGAGUUUGCUGUGUGUACGCACGGAAGUGACAUCUAUAUCUCAGGGGGAACGAAAAAUUCCACGGAUUUGUACCAGUUUAAUGGAACUCUGUUGCAAUGGCGCUGUAGGGCACACCUGACGGAGGGUAGGGUGCGACACUCCAUGGCGGCCGUGGGAGACUCUCUAUACGCAAUCGGUGGGUACUCGGCAACUAAAAUACUAGACGGCAUAGAAGAGUACAACAUACCCCAAAAUAAAUGGGCACAUGCUGGUCGUUUGGCAGUAGGGGUGUGUUUAACUGCUACGGCCGUCUGUGGUCAGAAAAUCUAUGUGCUAGGCGGUGUGAUUGACGAACAAGUCAGUACCGCCAUGAUACAAUGUUACGACACCAGAUCUAAAGUAGUGACUACUGUGGGAAACCUACCCUUCAAAUGUGCCCUCCAUUCAUCAGUGGUGUGUGAUCAGGAAACAUAUAUUGUGAACAGAACGGGCAAACUGAUAAAGUUCUGUCCAGGGGAAAAGCCAAUGGUCAUCUCUCAUUUGGACAACUUUAACCGGAACUACUUCGGUUCUGUGGGAUACAGGGGGUCUGUUCUGGUAUUUGGGGGUCGCAUGGGGAGCAGUGUGCAGGUGGACAUUCACGAAUACAACAUGGCCACUGACACAUGGACAGUCUUGCCCGAGACGAUCCCGGAGUCCGUGACCAUCAAUGCUUGUGUCCGAGCUGUCCUUAAGAAACCAUCAGCGAUGCUCUCCACCAAGCUGUAAUACUCAUACGCAUCUUUUGAUGGACAUUCACGAAGAUUAUUAACUUUUAAUCUGUUAGAAAAAUCUCUUUCCAGACUUAAACAGGCGUCUCACGGGAUGUUUUUGAAUUACCAGAAUAGCAUAUCUCUGCGGUAAUCAGACCAUGGGGAAAAUGGAACUCAUCGUGAACGUAGGCUAUGUGCAGUUCUGGAUACAAGAAACAACAGCAAAUCAGAACAUGGAGAAAUUGGAACUCGUCGUGAACGUACGUUUUGUGUAGUUCUGACUACAAAAAACAGUAGCAAAUCAGAGAAUGGAGAAAAUGGAACUGACCUUGAAAGUUUGUGUGGUUCUCGAUACAGGAAACCGCAGCAAAGUCGUAACGUUUAAUGACAGUGGACAGAAACACUUCAUGCUCAGUC
Molecule: messenger RNA, 2242 nt
Organism: Liolophura sinensis
Lineage: Eukaryota; Metazoa; Mollusca; Polyplacophora; Chitonida; Chitonidae
Product: kelch-like protein 24a
Exons: 2
Coding region: 87-1841 (584 amino acids)
Molecular function (GO): protein binding
Source: RefSeq, a predicted model, not a curated record